This is a messenger RNA of Staurois parvus, 393 nucleotides long. NCBI's taxonomy places the organism in Eukaryota, Metazoa, Chordata, Amphibia, Anura, Ranidae. The record is from the annotation of a GenBank genome assembly.
AUCAAGCACUUAGGCAUGAAGACUGCUUCUACACACAUUUGUGAAAGAAUCUCUCAGGAGCUCAGUGAUUUCAAGCAUGGUACCGUGAUAGGCUGCCACCUGUGCAAUAAAUCCAUCUGGGAAAUUUCCUUGCUACUAAAUAUUCCACGGUCAGCUGUUAGUGGUAUUAUAACAAAGUGGAAGCAACUGGGAACAACAGCAACUCAGCCACCAAGUAGUGGGCCAUGUAAAAUGACAGCGGGGUCAAUGCAUGCUGAAGUGCACAGUGCACAGAUUAGCACAACAGUGCAUAAGAGCUUCAAGGAAUGGGUUUCCAUGACCAAGCAGCUGCAUCCAAGCCUUACAUCACCAAGUGCAAUGCAAAGCAUUGGAUGCAGUGGUGUAAUGCAUGCC